Molecule: messenger RNA, 1588 nt
Organism: Gasterosteus aculeatus aculeatus (three-spined stickleback)
Lineage: Eukaryota; Metazoa; Chordata; Actinopteri; Perciformes; Gasterosteidae
Source: RefSeq, a predicted model, not a curated record
CAAUAGGCAGUCACUUCCUGUUUACGUUCCUGAAAAUGACGUCACGAGGACAACGUUCAUCAAACAGUUUCCAAACCCGAAACAGCCGAUAACUUGAGAAAACACUCUCCAAUACGACCGGAUACCAACAUAUUGUACUUUAGCGGAAUACCGGAACACCGGGGAGAGUCUUCGACCUCCGGUGUCCGCUGUCUUGCUCGUAUUUCAGGACCGAAGGAAGCUAGCCGGCUUUGCUAACCACAGCGAGCGUAAAGUAGCGUUAGAUAGCUUGGGAGCUAGCCAGCGAGUUAGCAACAGAAACCCAACAGCACUUCAUCGUGAACAACGGAGUGCUAACAUCUGCUGCUAUGGAGAAUAAAUAUAACCUCAAGAGUCCAGCGGUGAAGAGGCUGAUGAAGGAGGCGGCGGAGCUGAGGGACCCCACGGAGCACUACCACGCCCAGCCGCUGGAGGAUAACCUCUUCGAGUGGCACUUCUCCGUCCGCGGGCCCCCGGACUCCGACUUUGACGGCGGCGUUUAUCACGGGCGGAUCGUGCUUCCCCCGGAGUACCCCAUGAAGCCCCCCAGCAUCAUCCUGCUCACGCCGAAUGGAAGAUUCGAGGUUGGCAAGAAGAUUUGUCUGAGCAUCUCUGGCCACCAUCCGGAGACCUGGCAGCCGUCCUGGAGCAUCCGAACCGCCCUCAUAGCGAUCAUCGGAUUCAUGCCGACCAAAGGGGAGGGCGCCAUAGGAUCCCUGGACUACACUCCGGAGGAGAGGAGGGCCCUGGCCAAAAAGUCCCAGGACUUCAGCUGUGAGGCGUGCGGCUGCUCCAUGCACUCCGCCCUCAUGGCGCUGACCCCCAACAGCAACCCCAGCGCAGAGGACCCCGCGGCCACGGAGCUCGCCCAGCAGAUCAAUUUCAAGGCGGACUCCAGCUCCUCCAGACAGGCGAGCGAGAGCGGCGGAGCGGAGAGCGAGACCUCCGCGCCCACCGAGGGAGACGCCCCCUCACCUGCAGGAGGAGAGGGGUCCGAUGAGCCGCAGCCGGCGGAGGCGCCUCCAGCCCCGGCGGUGGCGGAGGAGCCCCGCCCCCCCGCCGCGACCCCCCCGGCCGGCGCCGGUCGCCCCCUCAGCCCGCGGCAGCGCCGCGCCCAGCAGCACAGCCAGCGGGCCCCGAGCAGGCCGGUCUUCCCCGCCGCCCCCCGCCCGCCCCUGCAGGAGGGGAGCCGCGCCGGCUCCGUGGUCCUCAUCGUUGUGCUCACGCUCUUCCUGGUUUCGCUCAUCUUCCGCCGGGUCUACCUGGCCAACGAGUACAAGUUCGACUACGAGCUGUGACCGCGCACUCUGCUGCCCCCUCUCUCUAGUCGACCCGCCUCCCUGCUCGCUGCCACCCAAACAGAACUAUGGUCAGCCGCCGUGGGACUGGGGGAGGGACUCUUCAUUCCUUCACCACAAUACCUGCGGGAUGACUUUUAAGUUCACUCUCUUCAGUGUUGACUGUUGUUUUUAAUCUGGGAAGCUUCCAGUGAUCACAUGCCCCCCCCACCCCCCCUCAUGUAAAUGUACCGAGGAUACGACUUUAAUUACAACUAUAAUAUAAGAUGUUA